Molecule: messenger RNA, 918 nt
Organism: Nerophis lumbriciformis (worm pipefish)
Lineage: Eukaryota; Metazoa; Chordata; Actinopteri; Syngnathiformes; Syngnathidae
Source: RefSeq, a predicted model, not a curated record
AUGAAGCGAAGCAACAACUACAGCUCGUCCGAGAGCGACCUCGACGACAACAUCGAAGUGGAGAAAGACAGCGGCGACGAAAAUGGGUUCGUACCCUACUCAUUCAUUCCUGCUGAUUCUCACGGCUCAAUGUCACCGUCCACUACCACCACUCAAGUUCAAGCCAGAAAACGACGCAGAGGAAUUAUUGAGAAAAGAAGACGUGACCGCAUCAAUAAUAGUCUGUCUGAGCUGAGGAGACUGGUGCCGAGUGCUUUUGAGAAACAGGGAUCAGCCAAAUUGGAAAAAGCAGAAAUACUGCAAAUGACUGUGGACCAUUUGAAGAUGCUGCAUGCAUCUGGAGGCAAAGGUUACUUUGAAGCGCAUGCCCUGGCGAAGGAUUACCGCAGCCUGGGCUUCAGGGAGUGUUUGGCGGAGACUGCUCGCUUCUUGAGCAUCGCAGAGGGCCGGGACGGUGGAGACCCCCUCCGAGUGCGUCUAGUGUCCCACCUGAGCAACUACGCAUCUCAGCGGGAGGCGCAGGCCGGACUGGAACACUUAGCCUGGGGGUCAGCCUAUGGUGGCGCCCCGCCACCCCUCCCACGCCCCCUCCUCCUUCAGCCGCCGCAGGGCAGGACGCCAGCAUCCAGAGGAAACGGCCGCCCACCCUCCGCACCGUCCCCUGAGACCUCGGCGACGUCCAGACUGCUUCCACCGACAGAGUCUCUCAGAGCGCCCCCUGGCGGCUCGUUGCCUGUCGCUGUGCCAACGUCCAAGCUUUCGCCGCCCCUCCUAUCAUCCCUCUCCUCGUUAUCGGCCUUCCCCCUUUCUUUCGGCGCUUUCCCGCUCGUCUCCCCGGCAGCCCUGGGUGCGCUCACCCCCCCCUCUGCCCUGUCCAAGCCGUACAGGCCGUGGGGCACAGAGAUCGGGGCCUUUUGA